This is a messenger RNA of Ectocarpus siliculosus, 2496 nucleotides long. The record is from the annotation of a GenBank genome assembly. Lineage: Eukaryota; Phaeophyceae; Ectocarpales; Ectocarpaceae.
AUGACGAAGCGAGCGAAUCCACCACCGUUGUCAAGAUCCCUGGUGCAGGACAAUGUUCCCGCUAAAGUGACCGAUCGGCUGUGGAUUGGGUCCAUCCAUGCGGCCUUUAACCAGGACAGCAUGCAAGAUAGGGGGAUCACGCACGUCUUGAACGCGUCUGGUUUGCCGGCAACGUUUCCCCGGCAAUUCACGUACUUCACCGUGGACAUUCGAGACAAGGAGAGCUCCAACAUCCUGACCGCCAUCGGCGCUGUCAACAUCUUCGUCGAGGCCGGGAUAGAAAAGGGAGGCGUUCUUGUCCACUGUGCCGGCGGACGGUCCCGCUCGGCGGCGUUUGUCGUGGCCUUCAUAAUGUCAACGCAAGGCUGUUCCUAUGACGCCGCCUACGCGCAGGUACGACGGGCCCGGCCAGUCGCCUCCGUGAACCGCGGCUUCGAGCAGCAGCUAAGGGCGUAUGGUGCCGCUCAGUGCGACGUUUUCGCCGCGCACCAGAUGAUGCUCCGUAUCCGAGCGGCGGCACUCUUGGAUCGAAGAAAUUUGCUCCUCCUGCGAAGGAGCAGUGGCGUCACGCCGUCGGAAACGGUCGGAGAUGGCGCGGCGGGAGGGGAGGCAGCAGAGCACACCAGGACAUCGCCAACAAGGCCGUCUGCUCAACACCAGCUAGGUGCAACAGGGGCGGCGGCUGCGGCGGGGUCAGUGUCCACAGCGGGAAUACCCCCUACCCCGAGGUCUCCGCGCGGAAGAGGGCGGUCGCCCGCCGGGAUAAACCCGCCCAACAUCGACCUACCAAGUCUGCAGGCUGUCCUCGCUCGCAGCUCCCCGCGGAACCAGGCGGAUCAAUACGCACCGGAUGCCGGUGCUUCGCCCCUCUCCCUGGUUACCUCGAACUCCACGGCAACGAUCACGAGCUCCAUGGCGGCAUCACAACAACAAUCUCCACCCUGCAGCGGGAGUGCCAGCGCCAGCGGUGGUAGCAGCAGCUGCAGCGGUGGCACGGACACAGUAGUCACCCGCGGGCGCGGAGAUAGACGGUCACCUAGCCCGCUGUCGGAGCGGAGGGGCCAGUCUAGGGUGGCGGUAGCGACGACGACGACGGUUUCGGUUUCUUCUGGGUCUCCGACAACGAGGCGAUCGGCCGCCGCUCGACGACCCCCACCACCGUUGCGAGUCAUAACCACAGAGCUUGGCCCAGACCGCCCCCCCAUGCACAAUCGGUGGGUGCCGGAAGGGUUUCUUGCCGGGGUUCAGGCAACAACGGCGGGAGCAGGUCCUCCGUUGCAGGGGGCAACGGUGACGGUCGGAGGGGGCGGGGCAGGGGGCGGAGGAGGGACUGCAGUAGCCGAGGCAAUACGGUUGCAGUCCCCGUUAGGGUUCACGCCUUCCCCAAGUAGGUUAAGACCUUGGGCGGCGGGGCGGUGCAGCAGUGGGACGGCGACCGGUGGCGGUGGCGGUGGAGGGUGUGCAGGAGACAGCCGGUGCGGAGAUGGCCAGCGAAACAGCCCGGUGUUUGCCUUCGAAAGUGAGGACGAUUCGAGCAACGUCGAUCCGUUUGAGCGGGAGGGGGAGGGAACGCUUGCGGAGGCAUAUCCCGUGGCCGUGGAUGCGAUUUACACCGCUAGCGGCAGCGGUGGGAGCGGUGUCAUUAGCGUAGGCAGCGGCGGAGGCGGCAUGUCGUACCCAGGUUGGGAAGGUGCGGUGGGAAGCGGGGGAGGGAGCGCGGGGUGCCGGAGAUUACGCCGGGCGACUGGGACACCUACGAACGCGACCCUCCAGUCCGGAGAGUUUAAUUUGAUGCUGUCGUCAAAAGUGCCCCUGUCCGCGGGCUCUGGGAUGGAGAGCGUGAGCCCCUUGAUGACCCCACGAUCCCCCAGGACGCCGGCUUCGUGCGGGAGCACCAGUCCAUGCGCGUCGGACGGCUCAUUUUCGAAUAGCCUAAGCAGGCCGCAGUCGGCUGAGAAGCGGCAGUUCUUGAUGCGGAUGAACCAGAUGGAAUCUCGAACACUGGCGACGACCGGGCCGCCUAGCUUCCCGGACACGGAGAGCCAAAAUGAACGGCCCACCUCGCGGCCAGGGGGUCGAUGGCUACACGUCGAUCUGUUGGACUGGAUGGGGGAUAUCAUGGUAGCACCGACCGGCCACAUCUGCUGUCCGAGCUCGGGAUGCGGAGUUGAGCUCGGAAACUGGUCGUGGGAGAAGCCGGAGGCGGCAGGUCUGAAGUCCCCGACGGGUCCGCCAUUGAUCCGCCUGGACAAGGCGCUCAUCAAAAACACGAGCUACAUGCGGUCGCAGCUAGACAGCAGUCGGUCGAGUCUGAGCCGAGACAACACGCCCAAAAGCUCCCCGUGUGCCAGUGCAAACAGUCCAAGCAAGGGCUCUCCUGGAAGUGCUUUGCCGGAGUCGGAUUUGAGGCGGUCAUCUGGUAUUUUAGAGAGUAGGUUGGCUGGGCUGUCGGCAUCGCCGCAGCUCACACAGCCCGCGCGAGGUUCUCCCGGGUAG